Messenger RNA from Monascus purpureus, 911 nucleotides. The record is from the annotation of a GenBank genome assembly. NCBI's taxonomy places the organism in Eukaryota, Fungi, Ascomycota, Eurotiomycetes, Eurotiales, Aspergillaceae.
CCCGGCCCUUCAUCGAUUCUCUCAUUGCCUUUAUCGAAGGGUGUCUGUAUUGUUUGGUCUGUUACGAAGAUACCAAAGGCGAUGCAAAUUUCCUAGAUAACACAUACUUUGCCCCUCGUUCUACACCGAGACCAUGCUCUUCUUCAGUUUCUUCAAGACCCUCACCAAUCAGACCGUGACUGUCGAGCUCAAAAAUGACAUUCGUAUUCGAGGCACUCUGAAAUCGGUCGACCAGUACCUGAAUAUCAAACUCGACGAUGUCGAUGUUCUUGAUCUAGACAAAUAUCCUCAUCUUUCUUCUGUGAAGAAUAUGUUUAUCCGUGGUAGCGUUGUGCGUUAUGUUGUGCUGCCGAGGUCAGAGGUCGAUGUUGGACUACUAGAGGAUGCGACAAGGAGAGAAGCCGCCAAUCAAGCCGGGAAAGCUCGAUAGUCCAUUCAAUGUGCGAUGUCUGAACCUACGCCAAUUACUCCCUUCUUGUUCCUUCGCGCGAUAUGGAUGUUACUGUUGGCCUAGACGCAGAAUACAUACGGGCCUUUUCUACGGGUCAAUUACACGGAUGAGAACAAUAAUGGGAAUCAAACUGGCCAUGAUGGAGGGAACAGGGAUACGUCCGUAUCGGAUGAUCACCUACUGAUGGGAAAAGGCAUGCAAUGGGAUGGGAUUGAAGGUGUGGACUGUACUCCCAUGUAGGGAGAACUAUACGUGUGCCAUGCAGCUACUCCAGCUCGAGUCAUAUAUUUUGCUUGACCGGUCGGCCCGGGGAUUGCACUGCGAGGUGUCGUGAACACCGUGUUGGAUGGAUAUUCUUCGCUAUGGAAAACAGAUAGCUAGUUGUCGGGUCGAGCGUGGACCCGAUGGUCGUAAAAUCUUUUGAAUUUCACGUUCAAAUGACCCUCAAAUCCCACCCGAG